Molecule: messenger RNA, 4312 nt
Organism: Cyclopterus lumpus (lumpfish)
Lineage: Eukaryota; Metazoa; Chordata; Actinopteri; Perciformes; Cyclopteridae
Product: lysophosphatidylcholine acyltransferase 1
Exons: 14
Coding region: 359-1996 (545 amino acids)
Source: RefSeq, a predicted model, not a curated record
AGAGCAGAAUCGUGGCUCACUUAGCAUCCAGAGCUAGCUGACAGGUUGGGGGACACGGUGUGGAGGAAGGCGCUCUGCGCACUGUAGGCAGACAUAUAUCGGCGACUUCAAAUAUCCCCAGCUAAUCCUCGAGCUAACCAUUAUCCCUCCACGCGUUCCGGGAGAGGAAGAUAACCCCGCACUGCCACCUCAAUUAGCCACCGUGCAAGACCGAUAAAAGGGAAACUGCGUGUUUUUUUUCCGCGCGAGGGACAACCGAUACCUUUCAGGCAGAAUCGGGUUUUUUUCGGGUUGUUUUUUUUGUGUGCAAUAUUGAGAACGUCGCCGCAACCUCCGACCGACGUGACCUCGUGUAAUAAUGAGGUUACCGACCAACAGACAGUGUGCGGUGGAAGGAGACGGGAAGAAGAUGGACCAAGCGCCUCCGUUUAGAAACCCGUUUGUGCACGUCUUGAAAUUCACCCCUUUGGAAAAGGCAAAGAUUGCAUUAAUGACAGUCACGCUGUUCCCCAUCCGUCUAGUCAUGGCUGCAUUCAUGAUGCUGCUGGCUUGGCCUUUUGCCUUCCUGGCCUCAAUAGGGCGCUCAGAGACCACUGUGGAACCCCAGUGCCUCUGGAGGAGACUGGUGGACAUAAUUCUGAAGAUCAUCAUGCGGGCCAUGUGGUUUGCGGGUGGUUUCCAUUGGAUGACUGUGAAAGGGAGAAGGGCAAUGCCUGCAGAAGCACCCAUCCUCACCCUGGCACCCCACUCGUCUUACUUUGAUGCCAUCCCAGUCACGAUGACAAUGGCUUCCAUUGUGAUGAAGGCCGAGAGCAAGGAUAUACCUCUCUGGGGCACUUUGAUUAAGUACAUCAGGCCAGUGUUUGUAUCACGGUCAGACCAGGACUCCAGAAAGAAGACUGUGGAGGAGAUCAAACGCAGAGCCCACUCUGGAGGGGAAUGGCCUCAGAUAAUGAUUUUUCCAGAGGGAACAUGCACUAAUAGAUCCUGCCUAAUCACCUUUAAGCCAGGGGCCUUCAUUCCAGCUGUACCAGUGCAGCCUGUGGUGAUUCGUUACCCUAAUAAACUGGACUCAAUCACAUGGACUUGGCAAGGGCCUGGAGCGUUUGAAAUAUUGUGGUUGACACUCUGCCAGUUGCACAAUGAGUUUGUAGUCGAGUUCCUUCCCAUCUACACACCCUCAGAGGAGGAGAAAAAGAACCCUGCUCUCUUUGCUAUCAAUGUGAGGCGUAUCAUGGCUAAAGCCCUGGGGGUACCCAUCACUGAUUAUUCAUUUGAAGACUGCCAGCUGGCCAUGGCAGAUGGCCAGCUGAGACUGCCGGUCGACACCUGUCUGCUGGAGUUUGCCAAGCUCGUCAGGAGACUGGGGCUAAAACCCCAGAACACUGAGAAGGUUCUGCAGGAUUAUGGGAACAGAGCCAGGAAGCUGGAAGGUCAGAAGCUGGACUUGGACGACUUUGCUCAGUUCCUCGAUGUACCAGUUUCAGAGAUGCUGAGAGACAUGUUUGCUCUUUUUGAUGAGCAUGAAGAUUGCUGCAUGGAUAUCAGAGAAUACGUGAUAGCCUUAUCUGUCGUAUGCAGACCUGCCAAAACUCUGGAAACGAUGAAAUUGGCCUUCAAGAUGUUUGAGGCAGAGGAGGAUGGUGCCAUCACAGAGAUGGAGUUGGCAGUUAUCCUGAAGACGGCUUUAGGUGUGACUCACCUCAGCGUGUCACAUCUGUUUACUGCCAUCGAUCCUGAAGACACGGGGAAGAUCACAUUUGAUAAGUUCAGAUGCUUUGUGGAGCAGCAGCCAGACUUUGCCGAGGCCUACCUGUACACAGAAAAUGCAGGCCUCCACAGCAGCCCCUGCCAUGGUCACCAAAUAAAGCCCAGCCUGUCUUCCCGGAACCUGCGGGGCACUGCCACCACCAAAGCAGCUAACGGCAUCUGCCCCGACUUCAGCCCCAAAGACCACGAUGGCACAAUAGAUGGACUCCUCAAGAAACACAACUAAAAUGGUUUGACAAACGACGCCUCUCCUGGUGAGAGGAUGAUGUUUUGGGGGGUAAAGGGUAGUAGAGUACUUGUUAGUUAGUAACUUGUUCAAGCAGUAAGGGACUACAUUUCAGCAACCGCAAUUACAAAUAUAUAAAAAGUUUACCGUACCCUUUUUUUUUUUUUUUUGUAUUGUGUCCAUACAACUUCUAAGGAUAUUUUCAACCUGGUACAGUUUAUUUUGUUAUGAUUUUUAUUUAUUUUUUCACAGCAAGGAUCGUCAAAAUGCCAAACAACGGCUGUUUCAGAUAACAUGCUUGAAUACUUGAAGGGAAAGGACUUGUCAAGGAAAUGUUUAUUCUUCUCCCUCCCAACACAGUGCUAACUGUGCAUGUUUUAACAUGAGGGGAGCAAGAAAAAACACCAGCCCUGGACAGCGAAGUUAACUGAUUUUCUUUGGGAAAUUUAGUGUUGGAUUCUCUUUUUAAUUUUUUACCAUUCAUCUGUUUGUUUGUUUUCUCUUGAAUGGUAGCUGCCUUUUUAAGUGAACGUGCAGAAUGCAUGGGCUCAUGUUGUUUGGAGUAUUGAGGAUUAUGUAUCUGAAGAAGGGAGGCCUGAGGGCACCGGUGACAUUGUAUGACUACUUGGACGUGUCGACACAUUCGAGGUGAACUCAGAUCUCUGUGAGUCGACGGUCAUAAUUGCUACGAGCCUGUUACAUAUACAGUGAUGUAUUUGAUUUAGCUCAGGGUUCAGUGACAAAAAUGAAAAAUGUAACUUGUAUGAUGUCAUCAUUUUUGACACUCGCUGGGUUAUGUGCAUGUCUUUUUUUUUCUUUUUCUUACGACAUCAGUACUCUUCUGCCCAAUCAUUUAUCAUUCACAUAAACCUCACAGAUUUCUUUCAGGUUGGCAAAUUCAAGUGUCUUUUUUUAUUUUUUUUAUCGUUGCAAUUUCACGACGUGGACCAAAAAUGCAUUGGGUGAUUUUAAUGUCACCUGUCCCAUUCAUACUGUCCUUUUUUCUGUCCCGUGGUGUAAUGUCUGUAAGGGGGGAGGGGUUAAACGACAUAUGGCCAUUGAAAUCAUAUUCAGUUCGGUGGCUUUGAUUGCUAUUGCAAAGGCACGGCCAUGUUACUUCAUUUCUGUCUUACACUGCUUCAUUUUUUCACAAUUUUCCCAGCGUAUUCCCAGUCUGUCUGAAAGUAUCGUUCAGUUGUUAAAUUAUGUAAUAUUUAAACAAUAGCCCCGCAGUCGCCUGUUUUUAUUCACUAAUAGAUAUAUAUAUCGGACAUACAGCCUGUUCCCAUACAAUGCGUCUAUAAUCACAGGGCCUUUGCUUUAUUGUUCCUAUUUAAGAUUACACAUGUUAUCUCAUCACUUUUGAUUAGUCUUUAGUGGAUCUUUUAAAUUAUUGAUGUUUAAUGACACAGAAGUUAUAUUAAUACUCAAUUAUCCUCUUGACAUUUUAUAACUUUUUCAGUAUCCUAUGUGUUUUUUUUUGUCCGAUAUGAAUUCAAGAAACUUUCUGAAAUUACAAUCAACUUUUGGAUGUAUCGUCAAAAAGAUAUUCACACACACUGAUGCUCAUUUCAAUCAUUUGCCAAAAGUUAUUUGGCUGUUUUUAAUUGUCUUUCUGUCCCUCGAAACACGGACAAUUACAGAAAACUCGAUUAGGCCACAACUUCUCUGAAAAUGUCUAUUGCUUUACAUGAAGUGGUUUUAUCGCACAACUCAUUGUUAAAGGGAACGCCUCACGUGAGCGGAUGAAAUGAAACGCUUUAGAAUGUUUGUAGCUAGUUAAACUUGCAAUUUGUGGUUUGAUUCGGUGGAUUUUUUGUUUUUUCGAGAUAUCACAUAAGAAUUUACAAUUUAGGUAUUCUGUAUUCUGUUGGUGAGCCUCACAUUCCCAUCCCAUUCAUGACCAUGGAUACUGUACACACAUCCCCAUUAUGGCUUACGGUGAAGCGAUAUUUCACAUCUCUUAAGCCUUCUCAAGAUGUAUGCUUUUGAAGAGUUCUGAUAUGUAUUUUGAAUAUUCCAAAUGCAGGACAUUUUGUGAAUUUUAGAUAUACGUAUAUGGAUGAUUUUUAUUUUCACUGCCAUGACAAAGAUCUGUGAUCUUCUCUCCUCUGCAGAGUGUAUUGAUGGUGAAAAAUGAGCCUCAUUUUCUUUUGUAUGAUACUGCAAUUGUUUUGUGCUGUAUUCCUCCUACACAGUGUAAAGUUGUAUUGUUGUUAUAUUAUUACUAUUAUUGCUGAGUUGACUGCUUAGAGACAAAAAUGCAGAUUUCUUAUGGAAACCGAUAGCCUUGAAUAGAAUUUUUAUGCUAAAAAA